GAACAUUGCAUCAUGCUGAUAAAAAUUAUUUCAUUAAUUACAUUAUUGAAAUAAGGGGUCGUAUGAAAGUUUUGAUUAUUUUUUUUAGAUUGUUAAAAAAUAAAUACAUUUUUCAUAAUACAAUACGUAUGUUUUUAUUUUUGUUUAUACACAAUCGUGAAUUAUUUGUUUGAUUUGACUAAACUAUCAUUCAAAUUGAAUGAUUAAACAAUUUUGAAUUUUAGCAUAGACUGUCGAGAUAAUUGGUAUCAGUGUUUGUCAUUUUUAUUUAUCUUGAAAUGUAUGGUACCAGUGUCCUUAUAUCGUCAUUGAACACUUCAUUGAACACUUCAAUUCAAUGCGCAAUAUUCCAACCAAUGAUAUUUGUGUUGAGAUUUUAAGAUUAUCCUUCAUUUAUAAGUUAGAAAAUAUUAUAAAUUAAUUAUUAAAAUAUGAAAAUAGAAGUAUCAAACUCCACAAACUACUUAAAGGAGACUUAGCGGGCUAACUUACUGUGAUAGAAAAGUACUUUGUUUUUCAUAAUUUUAAUUUCCUCUAUGUUUUGUAUUAAUAAAGUACAACAAAUGUGUCUAGUCUAAUUGAUUACAAUUCUUGUCUUCGGUGGAAGGGACCAUGGUUCAAAUCCUAGCAUUGAUAUCUUUUUAUAUGAAAUAAAAAAAUGAUUGUGUAGACGAAAAUACCCUUCCUACUUUCAUUCUCAUUGUAGGAAAUUUGAAAUGGAGCAAAUCAAACUCUUUAAAAUGUAUUAUAAGCAGUCUGGUCUAGAUUUUCAGUAUGUGGGGGAAGUACCAUAGGAGCUGCAUACGGAGCUGACCGAUUAUUAUUUUGGUAGACUUAAAAUUCUAUAAAUAUUUAGAUAUUUUCUUUGUUUUUAUAAAUGAAAUUAAUAAGAAAUCGAGACUUGACAAACUUAUUGGCUUGACUCAUCAAUAAUAAGCUUAGGACAUUGUUGAAACUUGAAGGGUUCUUUUAAAUUGAACACAAAGGGAUUGGAAGAUCUCUUUCCUCUUGGCCUCCAUGAUCUCCUAUAGUCCUAUGUAUAUUAUAUCCAAGAAAGAAAAGGGUAUGUUAAAAGAACUGGACUUUACGGUUCGGCCGUACUGCGAUGGCCCACGGACGCAGAGCCAGGCCCAAGUCAUCAACGCAGGCGAACAGAACCCAGCAAACAACAAAAACUAAAAUAUUUAAAAAAGAAAAAUAAUGGCUUCGCCCGGGUUCGAACCGGAGACCUUCAGUGUGUUAGACUGACGUGAUAACCAACUACACCACGAAACCGUUGUUGUUUAAUGAAACCAGAAAACAUUAAAGUCCUAAUUUUGAAUGAUUUUGAUUAUAUCAGGGCGAAGUCCUCUCUCCCUUGCCGUCGAGGAAAAAAACCCUAACCUUCCUCCUCUCCAUCUAGUUCCCGGUUCUCAUACUUCGACUUUUGUUCGUGCCCUGCUUUUUCGUUUUUGCUGAGGCUGCCUUUGGUUCAAACCCGGAGAAACGAAAAUGUCUAGCGCUCUGGAUAUGUCCCUCGACGACAUCAUCAAGAACAAUAAGAAGCCCGGAUCUGGCAACUCUCGCGGCCGUGGCCGAGGUUCUGGACCGGGCCCUGCUCGCCGGAUCCCCAAUCGGGGAUUCAAUCGGCCGGCUCCCUAUGCAGCUCCUAUGGCUACGGAAACAGCGUGGCAGCACGACAUGUUCGCGGGUGCAGCUAUGGCUUUCCCAGCACAACCCGCUCAGACCUCCGCUAUUGAGACGGGAACUAAGCUCUAUAUCUCGAAUCUUGAUUACGGCGUCUCGAAUGAAGACGUAAAGGAACUGUUUUCUGAAGUUGGUGAUUUGAAACGGUAUGCAAUCCAUUAUGAUAGAAGCGGGAGAUCAAAGGGAACGGCAGAAGUUGUCUUCUCCAGGAGGGCAGAUGCACUUGCAGCCGUGAAGAGAUACAACAAUGUUCAGUUGGAUGGUAAACCGAUGAAGAUAGAGAUUGUGGGAACUAAUGUUGUCACCCCUGCUGUGCCUCCCGUUAUUACUGGAAAUUUCGGGAACCCAAUUGCACCAGUUGUACUUGGCGGAGGAAGUCAAGGCAGGGGUGGUGCUUUCGCUCGGCCACGGGGUGGCCGUGGUGGUGGUCGUGGAUUCGGAAGGGGUCGUGGGCGGAGAACUGGUGGCCGUGGCGGUGAUAAGAUAUCCGCUGAUGAUCUGGAUGCCGAGUUGGAGAAAUAUCAUUCCGAAGCAAUGCAAGAGAGUUAAGGGCUUUUCCUUUUACUUGUUAUUGCUGGGGGUGAUCUUGUGGAGCCAGGCUCUUAGAUAUUUGACAAAGUUCUGUAGUGAUUGAUGUUAGUAAGAGUCUUUGCUCUGGAGUGUGGGAUUUUAAUUAUCAGUUGUUCUUUGACUUGGUUAUGGGAAUGUGUGGGUAGUGUGGACAACUUUCAGUGUGUAAUGGCACUUGUGAUCGUAGUUUGGUCAGCUUCUUGAAUAGUUCCGUGCUUAAAGCCGCGGCAAUAGGAAGUGGACCCUUUUCUCGGUUUACUUCAUCCAUACACCAAAGAACUGCUGCCUGCAAGCCCAGAGAGCUUCAUUACAGUCUUUGGAGGGUUGCCACCUCCAUCGUAGAGUCGUGGAGACCGCAAUUGAGGUAGAUUUGAAUUCAUACUUUAAUUUUUUGGGCAACUUCUAGAGCUGUUAUUACUUGUUUGUCUUGCUAUGGUUUGAACCUAUCGAAGCUACACCUGCUCCCUUAUCUGGAAUCUGCACAUAUAUGUAUAAAAUGAAGUGAUGUUGAACGUACAGGUGAAGAUGAAACUGGGGAGAAUGGUUUCCUCCUGUGUAGGAAUCCUGUCGGUGGUUGCUUUUCAACGACGCUUUAUGUUUGAGAGGAUUUUGCUGCCAUUCUGGUCUGCUUACGGUUGUUGGCCAUGUAGUCUUGUUGUUUCUAACCAAUAUAGUUUUGUGGUGGCUGGUGCAUGUGUUUGAUGCAUAUUCACAAGCAAAAGUAAUGAUCAUCUAUGUUCUAAUGGCGGAUUCUUUUGUAAAGAGUUGUGGCUGAGUUGGUGCUCCUUGGGGUGGCUGCUUUUUAGUCCUCAGAGUCGAGUUCAUAUUUUUCCAGAGUAUCCAUUGAUGCCAUGGAGAUAUGAUUUGAGGCUAGCAAUGCGGUGGUAGGACCUGUUAUCAGUUGAUUUGCAGCAAUGUUGUGAUUCAUCAGGUCGCCUUGUUCUUAAAAGACUUAACCUGGAUAUAGGGUUGGGCAUUGGUUUCACCAAACCACUCCAAACCGCUCCAACGGUCAAUCCAAACCGUACCGUUAACUAUCGGUUUCGUUUGCGGACUAACCAUUUAAUUGUUAGUGGUUCGCGGUUUGGAUUGACCGAAACCACACGGUUACAGUUCAAAACCGCAAACCGCUAAUUCUUACUGAAGGUCGCCCACCACCAACCGCAAACGCAGAGAUUCUUCUUCCUCACCGCAAACCGCUAUCCCCCCGGCGGCGAUUCUUCUUCCUCAUCCAGUCCCCGCCACCGCCAGAUCCGCACCAUUCCCUCGCUACCCGGCGGCGAUUCUUCUUCCUCAUCCAUACCUAACGAUUCUUCUGUUCCUCUCGACGUUGCACAACACCAAGAGACGUCCCGAGCUUCAUAGAUCGACGCCGACGACGCUUCCCCUGACCUAAAAUCCAGAUUCGCACCUCCGCCGGCCUCCGCAUCCCAGCUCACACCGUCGUUCUGGUACUCUCUCCCUCCCUCUUCAUAUCCUUGAUCGGUUUCUUUUGGAUUCAAUCUCGAAAGUCGAAUCAACCGCAUGUCUUCCCGUCGGACCUCCGCCAAGGCGGCGACAUACCUACUUAUCCUUUUGCCCUCCGUGGGUUUUCUAGUAUGCUUGGUGGGUUGAUUAGAUUUGUUAGGUAUGGAUCUAGGGUUGUUUUUACCGUACCCGAAAUCGGAAGAGGAAAGUUGAAAACCACUGUAAUUAAUUGCGACAAUGCCUCAAUUCCAAAGUUGAAGCAAAGCUCCUUCCAUCCCUAAAUCUAUCUCUACACUCGAUCUAUUCUGCCAGUUAUUAUCUCCGCUUUCAUGUACGUGUUGCAUUUCUUCGUUUUCCAUUUCGAGCAUCUGAGUUCCUAUGUUGCUCUGAGAGCAGAGAAAUUUAGGCCAGCUGGGUUAAAUGAAGAAAUGCUCAAGCAUUCAAUACUCUUUGGAAUUUGGAUGCCAUUGUUUCUAGCAACCUGAAUGAUAAUGUUGUGGACAAGUAUUAUCUCAAAGCACUGGCAGGGCUUCCUACUUCAGAAAACUACAGAGAUCGAGUUGGGAUUCUGUUCAAAUUUGUACUAUUUACCAAUCUACAAAAUUGGAAUUGGGAAAUUUGAUAAGGGUUGAACAAGGGUUGAAAACCACUGUAAUUAAUUGCGACAAUGCACAUAAAUGUCGGUUGAUUGCUUUUUCAUCCAUCCCAUUAUUUGUUUUCUUCUCCUUCUUUUUCCUCUUGGUUUGAACUUUGAACAGAAUUUAUUUGUGUUGGUUUCUUUGUCCACGUUAACAAGUGCACAGUUCUUAGUUUGGUAUUUUAUGUUUGUUACCUUUUCUCUUUUCAUGAUAGCUAUUAGAUUUAGAGAUCAGGUAACAAAACCCAGUGAAUGAUUUAUUUACCUGUCACAAUGUUCUAACUGUCUUCUUUCAUAUGCUUGUAGGGCUGUAAUGAAUCUGUGAAUUCGAUAUCAAGCAAUAGGGAAACAGAAGAUACUGUUAUUGGAAAGAUGAAAUCUAAAGGAUCACAGGGAAAACGAGCUCGAGCACAGAUACCCAGCAACAAUGUGCUUAGUGUUAGUGAGGUGAGUUCCUUUACUAUAGUAGAAGAUACUGUUAUCAGAAUGAUUCAUUCAUUCAUUCAUUGAUUUUGUUCGUAAUGGCUGUAAAAGGCCUUGACGACCAUUCUGAUAUAUCACCACCCAUAUUCUGAGUCCCCUUCAAUUACUUUCUUUCUUUCAAAAAACCCAGAUCCAAGUUUUAUUCUUUUUCUGGCGAUGUGGUAUGGCCGAUGAUUUAAUAUAAAAAAUUGACAAGCAUAUGUCUGAAUUUUAUCCAUGUUGAUACGCCUAAUCUUCUCUAUGAGGCCAUUUCAGUUCGAUUUCAAGAUCUGUUCUUUCCAUCUGGGUUUUCAAUAUUUUCGGUUUUUUUGCCUGUGAUGAGAACUGGUGAUAUUGUGUCUGUAUGACGAAUAGUUUGAUUACAUAACAAACCACUACUGCCUUCCUUCUGAGGCUAUGUUUCUUCUGUUUGUUUUUUUACAAGAUUUGCUGUUUUUUCAUGGAUUUGAUUAAUGGGGCCAGGUGAUGAUUUAUAAUGCAUAGUUCAGCUGAGUGAUCACUGUGAUUAGAUAAAUCCUUUUGCAUGUUUAUUCACUACUUUAUAUGGACACCAUUUUAGAGCUAAUUGCAUAUACUGGUUCUUCGAGUAGGGUUUGGUCGGAAUUAGUUCUUUUGGUUUCAGGUACAAUUCAGGGGUGUCAAGAUUAAGUAUCUGAUGUUUUAAUAUCGAUACUUAAUAUCUGUGGUAUGGCCGAUGAUUUAAUAUCGAUGAAGGUGAGUAACCUAAAAAAAGCUAUUGUUUAUAUACCAUGUACGUUUUAUGUAGUGAUUAAACUGUCUUCUUAUGAAUUUCAGAGUUGAGCAUGAUUAUGAAGGCUAUUGGUAUAUCUGAUGUUCCACUUCCUCGUAUCCAUACUCCUCGUAUGAGUCCUAAUGUAGAGGCAAGCACAAACAUAUAAGGUAACAUUUGAACCUGAUCAUUAGUGCAAUUUCUGAGCUGCCCCUUCUCUCUCUCUGUGUAUGGCCUAAAUACCAUCUAUUUAGAGGUAUGACAUUUGUUGCUGUUAACAUUUGAUAACUAGCCAGCUAGCUACUACUCUCGAUUGGUUUAAGACAUGUAUGCUGGUUAGCUAGGGGUAAUGCAGGCAUGCUAGUACUGACAGUUGGCCUCCCAGAAGGAAGCACUCAACAGGGAUAAUAUGACUUUCAUUGCCCUGCUGCCAAUCUCAUUUUCAUGUCUAAGACCUUGUUUUUAAUUCCAAUAAUGUCUAAGACCCUGCUGUAAUGGUGUUCCAUCGUAGUUUGUUUGCUUUUUUUUUGCUUUGGUGGGGGUUGUCUGGACUUUUCUGACAGUACAGAGUACAGACCUUGAGCUAAUAUACAUGACUCUUGGGUGAGGUUAAGUGGUACCCGUACAUGGGUUUAAUUUGGACACGAUCAUGUUGGUUGGACCAUGGAAGUAAUUUGUACUCUGGAAGUUAGCAAUUUGUGGCAUAAAUUGAGUUUGCAGCAGGGUAUCUGAAUCCUGUCAUUCUUGGAGGGACAUAUAUCUCAAGCAUUAUGGUUUAAUGUUUUUCCCCACCCAUCUUACAGUAUAUUCAAUGGGUUCAUGUGUAGGGGAUCUAGCCAAGAAACAGAGUUCCGCAAGAAGAAAGCAGCAGAUGCAAGGCAUGGGGAAAUCAGAGCAUAUGCUCUGUUUUGAUGGCCGGAAACAGAGCAAUGUGGAGAGGAACCCUGCCAUUUUUUUUGUUUGCUAUUAUUUCAAAACUACAACAGAUAACUAAGAAAAUAGAGCAUUCAAUAGUUGUUGAGCAGUCAUGGUUCUUCUUGUGCUGCCAUCUUCUACUUCUCUUGCCUUCACAGCUCUAUUUUGGACUUUUGGUGGCAUGAUGAUCGAGUAUGUACUUGGUGUUUCUGUGUUCCCAAUUGAAUAAAUUUGUCAGGUUUGCAUCAGUACACAGAAACGGAGCGGGAAUCCUUGCCAUUUUUUUUAUUUCCAAGCUUCCUUCUUUUCUUGUCAUUUGCGGUCAAAAUGCGGUGCGGUCUAAACCAUACCAAACCGUUAAUUUAUGCGGUUUGGUUUGACCGCACCGAUAACUUCGCGGUCAAAGAUGCGGUGCGGUUUACAUAAAUGCGGUUCGGUGCG
Messenger RNA from Linum trigynum, 6929 nucleotides. The record is from the annotation of a GenBank genome assembly. Lineage: Eukaryota; Viridiplantae; Streptophyta; Magnoliopsida; Malpighiales; Linaceae.